GCCUAGUCAGCCCUGGAACUGCGGACUACAGCUCCCAGGCUUUCCUAAGCCCCUACCACACAGGCUCAAAGCCACAAACCAGUAGGAGGUGGCUGUAUUGUAUCUAUUGUAUCCCUUGGCUGGUGCAUUUUUACAGUUCUCUGGACGUGAAAUUGAGAGUGAAAAGCAUGGCAGAUGAACAAGAAAUCAUGUGCAAAUUGGAAAGCAUUAAAGAGAUCAGAAAUUUCAGGAACAAGACUCUGCAGAUGGAAAAGAUUAAGGCCCGUUUGAAGGCUGAGUUUGAGGCACUGGAGUCAGAAGAGAGGCACCUGAAGGAAUACAAACAGGAGAUGGAUCUCCUGCUGCAGGAGAAGAUGGCACACGUGGAGGAACUCCGACUGAUCCAUGCUGAUAUCAAUGUGAUGGAAAACACCAUUAAACAGUCUGAAAAUGACUUAAACAAGUUGCUAGAGUCCACCCGGAGGCUUCAUGAUGAGUAUAAACCUCUGAAGGAGCAUGUGGAUGCCCUGCGCAUGACAUUGGGAUUGCAGAGGCUUCCUGACUUGUGUGAAGAGGAAGAGAAACUCUCCUUGGAUUACUUUGAGAAGCAGAAAGCGGAAUGGCAGACAGAGCCUCAAGAACCUCCCAUACCUGAAUCCCUCGCUGCUGCAGCUGCUGCUGCCCAACAGCUCCAAGUGGCCAGGAAGCAGGACACACGGCAGACAGCCACCUUCAGACAGCAGCCUCCGCCUAUGAAGGCCUGCUUGUCAUGUCAUCAACAGAUUCAUCGCAAUGCACCUAUAUGUCCUCUUUGCAAAGCCAAGAGUCGGUCACGGAACCCUAAAAAGCCAAAACGGAAGCAAGAUGAAUGAAGAGAAGGUGAAGGGCUAGACCGCUGUUGAUCAUAAACCCUCCCCUUGGCCAGAGUGAUAGAUGUCCUGAUUUUCUAAAAAAAAAUACCCCUUCCUUCUCCUCUUGAGUCUUCUAUUUAAUUUUCUGGAAGAAGAACACCUCUCUCUCUCUCUCUCUCUCUCUCUUUGCUCUUCUUUCUUUCUGCUCUUGGGAUAUCAGGUUCAAGAACAGCUGUGGUUUGGGUGCUAAUGACUGGGUCUCAUGACCCCUUCUCUCCCUCUCACAUCUCAACUACUGUGCUGGUUUGGAGGUGACUGAGGGGUAAAGGCCCUGAUGGACUCUUUCUCUUGCUCCCAAGGACUGGAGCCUAUUGGGCUGCAGGGUGUACGGACUGGAGGAGGUCCAUGUCUUACUUUAAGAAAAGGCCUCAAUGAUGUCCUUCCCUCUCUUUUUGCCUUAGGUUCUGAAAGGACAACUACUUUAUUUUUGCCGGACUUCCCAAUGGGCUGAAUCUGUGUAUUUCCCCAGUAUUUAGCUCACCAUUAGAGCUCAGGAGUAACUUAGACAGGUGUUCUUUCUUAUAGUAAUGUGUGAGGCUCUGUGUUAUGCCAUGGUUCCAUCCAAGCCUUCCAAGUAUACUCAAGUUUUUACAUACCAGACUGGGCAUCUGAAGAUCCCAAGAUCUGUAGGUCUUUUCCUCUAUACUUUUUUUUGUUCUUUGCAAAUCAGUAGGCAUUCGCUGCAGUGAAAUUAGGGAGUCAGACCCAUGCUACACGUCUCACCCUGUUCACUGCUGGAAAUAGGAGGUCUGGUGGCUAUGGUAUAGGAAUUGUCUUGGAUUGAGAAUCCAGGAGCUGACUUUAGCUUUGUAUUUUGUUUAAAAAAACAUCACUGUAGGGGCUGGAGAGAUGGCUCAGAGGUUAAGAACACUGGCUGUUCUUCCAGAGGUCCCGAGUUCAAUUCCCAGCAACCACAUAAUGGCUCAUAACCAUCUGUAAUGAGGUCUGGUGCCCUCUUCUGGCAUAGAGGUGUACAUGCAGAAGAAACAUUGUAUACAUAAUAAAAUAAAUCUUAAAAAAAAUCACUGUAAUACCUGCUCAAUUACCAUCACUGUAUCACUGGGAGGAUAAAAGUGAAUAUGGUAUUAUAUGAAUGCCAAUCAUUUUAUACAUGUAAGUGGGUAUGACUUUGUUUUCCAUUCUUCCCUCCCUUUGAGUCUGUCUUCUCUAAAGUAGCCUCGGUUCAGGAAGUUAUUGGUCAUUCUUUUCCUGUGGGUUGUGCAGGUGACCUUUCUCCCCCAACCAAGGGCACUAAGCUCUUCAAGCCCCACAGCUGACAUCUUUAUCAAAGCUAAGCCUCCUAGUCAUGUUACUCUUAGACCUAUGGAAUAAAGUCAGGGCUGACUGAUUAAAAAGAUAUAGCUCCAGGUCUGUAUCCCUGGCUGGGAGAAAAGGGAGAUAUUUAUCAAUUUUUGUUUCUUUUUUUUUAACUUUUGACUUUGAGUCACAAUAAUAUGUGUUCCAAACAUCAAAGAUGCCUCCGUCUUUUUAAAGUAAGUGGUAUGAUUUUAUAAAUCCUUUUAAAUAAACGUUCAUUUGUUGGAAUAAA
Alexandromys fortis (reed vole) is the source of this 2439-nucleotide messenger RNA. It is a transcript of the gene Zc4h2, whose product is annotated as zinc finger C4H2-type containing. Bases 168 to 851 code for a protein of 227 amino acids. The transcript is spliced from 5 exons. Gene Ontology annotation, cellular component: nucleus. The record is from RefSeq and is a predicted model, not a curated record. Lineage: Eukaryota; Metazoa; Chordata; Mammalia; Rodentia; Cricetidae. Gene Ontology annotation, biological process: positive regulation of neuron differentiation.